AUGGCGGAACAGUAUGAAAUAUAUCAACGAGGUUUCAAUUUGUUUGACAGCGAUGAUGACGGUGCGUUACAAGGUAAACAGUUAUGUAGUGCCAUCUCCACAGUGUGUUGCACAACUAACCGUUGUGUUAGUGAACGUGAAGUGGUGGAUAUACUGCGUCGCCUUAAGAUCAAUAUAGGUGCCGUUGUGUAUUAUUUGGAAUAUCUCGAGGUGCUAGAUGCCGUGCUGAAGGAAAUAAAUUAUCGCGAUAUGUUUGAAGUGUUAGACAGGGACAGAGAUGGAUUUGUAUCGGCUAAUGAGAUACGUCAAUCUUUUCUUGAAGUGGGUGAACCUCGUUUAACUGAUAAGAAACUUGCAAGUUUGAUGCAUUCGCUUGAUGUUGACGGUGAUGGGCUUGUUAAUUACAAUGACUUUGCUAUGAUGAUGCGCAAGACUGAAACAUUAUUGAAGAAAUAA
Teleopsis dalmanni is the source of this 456-nucleotide messenger RNA. Its product is annotated as calmodulin-beta-like. Gene Ontology annotation, molecular function: calcium ion binding. Lineage: Eukaryota; Metazoa; Arthropoda; Insecta; Diptera; Diopsidae. The transcript has a single exon. The record is from RefSeq and is a predicted model, not a curated record. The coding region runs from base 1 to 456 and encodes 151 amino acids.